AUGUUCUCACUUGGUAUUGACAUUGGAACAUCCAAAAUAGCAAUAGCGGUAGUUGACGUCAACUCAAAGAUAACAACUUAUGUUGAUUCAAAGGCUCAUGACGCUAACAUUCACAUCAAACCUGGUUUUAGUGAACAAUCUGUUGACAAAAUCUUUGAAACCACAGAUAAUCUAAUAUCUAAUAUCCCAAUAGAAAUAAAGCAAAAAAUUGGGUAUAUUGGCAUCACUGGACAGAUGCAUGGUGUUGUUGUUUCCCGCAAAAAUAAUAAAACUGACAAUCUGAUCAACUGGGAAGAUAGAAGAGGCUCGGUCACAGGAAAACUUAAGCUAAUUAAUGCAAUCAAAGGUUGUGAGAAGCUCAAAGAUGGCUUUGGAAUGACAACCUUGGCGCAAUUAGACUUAAGUGAUGCAGAGCAUUGUGCCACAAUUCAUGAUUUGUAUGCAUCAUAUCUCACAGGACUCAGAUCUGUGACAGAUCCAACAGAUGCCGCAUCUUGGGGAUUAUUUGAUAUUUUCACAAACAAAUGGAACGAAGAAGCCAUUAAAUCAUUAAAUAUUCCUCAAAAUAUCCUUCCAGAAGUUGUUAAAUGCGGUUCAUUUGUAGGAAAAAUUAAACCAGACAUUGCCGAGAAAUUUGAUUUAAACAAAGAUGUUGAAGUUUAUGCUGCACUUGGUGACAAUCAAGCUAGUAUCUCAGGUACAUCUCUUGAGCGCGAUCAGGAUAUCUAUAUCACAAUUGGCACCGGAAUGCAAUUAUCUUUAAUUGCAAAUAAUGAAAUUGCCAAAGAAUUAAUCAAUUCAAACAAAAUUGAAGUCAGACCUUUCCUUAAGGGCCAGUUUUUGGCUGUUUCUGCUCCUUUGUUAGGUGGCGAAGCUUGGAAAUCUUUAGCACUUUUUGUUGAUGGAUUGAUUGAAAAUGUCACCGGAACUAAGAUGAAUAUUGAUGAUGUGUACAAGAAGAUUGAUGAGCUUGGUCUUGCUGAGUUUGACUCUGACGAUCUUCCUGAUUUUGAACCGUAUUUUAUUGGAGAAAGAUGGGAUACUUCUCUCAGAGGUGUUCUUUCGAAUUUAACUCUUUCCAAUUUCAAGAUUGGAAAGAUUAGUGCAGCACUUGCAAAGGGUAUUGCAAAAACAUUAAGAGGUGAUAUUACACAAGAAAUGCUAGCUUCAAAAUCAAGAAUUGUUGCGUCUGGAAAUGCCUUACGAAAGUCAAAGCUUUUGACGCUCGCAAUCACAAAAGAGUUUGAAAAAGAGGUUAUUUUUAGUGAAGCAAAGGAAGAAGCUGCUAGAGGUGCAGCUAUUUUCUUCUUAUAA
Molecule: messenger RNA, 1314 nt
Organism: Trichomonas vaginalis G3
Lineage: Eukaryota; Parabasalia; Trichomonadida; Trichomonadidae
Product: glycerol kinase protein
Exons: 1
Coding region: 1-1314 (437 amino acids)
Biological process (GO): carbohydrate metabolic process
Cellular component (GO): cytosol
Molecular function (GO): sedoheptulokinase activity
Source: RefSeq, a predicted model, not a curated record